AUGGAUGAGUGGAAAAUGGAUGCGAUAGUUUGUGACAAGCCUCCAGUGCAAAUCCCUGACCUCCGUCUUACUUUCACAGUGCGGCUGUUACCACCUUUCUCUCUCCAGGAGGCUGAGGUAGGCCUCAUUACGAAUGAGCUCUGCAAUCUCUUAUUUGUGCAAAGAACUGGUAGGGACCACUUGGUGCAGGAGGAGAUGCUGUGUGUUGGGAAUUUCUCUACAGGAAAUUCCAUCUGCGAGGGUGAUUCUGGGGGUCCCCUUGUCUGCCUGCAACCUGGGGCCUGGGUCCUGGUAGGCCUGGCCAGCUGGGGUUUGGACUGCAGGCAUCCCACCUUCCCCAGUGUCUUCACCAGGGUCACCUACUUCACUGACUGGAUCAGCACCAUCAAGAGGCCCACUCCUGUUCUGGACUCACUUCCAGGUUCUCCUCCCGGGGACUUUCUGCCCCCGCCUCUGACAGCUACAGGCUCGCGCAAGACUCACAGUGUCCCUAGGCCAGCACAGACCUGCCUCCUGCUGCCCUUCAUGCUUCAGGCCCCACAGCAGGCCGGGGGCUGACAACUCGAUCCACUUACAUUCUCUCUGUUCAGGCCUCAGGGGCUGUGCUGCAGCCUCCCUUUUGCCAACCCAUUGGCAAUAAAUGAAGGUGUGAAGGGAGGGCAGGGGUAUGGGAAAAAAAUAAGAACCAAGACAUAACAUGUGAAGGUACAAGAUCCCAAUGAUAAAUGUAGCUGUAUUGUUUGCUUUAAAUGUGCCAAUAAACAACUCUGACUCCUGCCCUAA
Molecule: messenger RNA, 783 nt
Organism: Fukomys damarensis (Damara mole-rat)
Lineage: Eukaryota; Metazoa; Chordata; Mammalia; Rodentia; Bathyergidae
Product: putative serine protease 47
Exons: 3
Coding region: 1-558 (185 amino acids)
Biological process (GO): proteolysis
Molecular function (GO): serine-type endopeptidase activity
Source: RefSeq, a predicted model, not a curated record